AUGGGUCGAGACUAUGAAGAUCCCAGAGAUGUCAAAGGCUUGGACUUUUACGAGGUAGUAACUUCAGAUGAAGAAGAGGAUACCAAAAUCCAAGACCAAUUGAAAGAGCUGGAAAGGCAGAGUAAAGAUCUGCAAGAACGUUUACGGUUGAAGGAAGAGCGGAGGAAGAAUCUGAGUCAGCUUGUCAGAACGAAAGUGGAAAUUCCAGCUUCUCCGCGAAAAAAGAGCACUGAGCCAGUGUUGAGUACUAUAAAGCCAAGAGAAUCGACGAUUAUUCGCCAUCCACGAGAAAGCGAUCAUAACGUCGCACAAAAGGCUCCUCAGUCUUCCAAUCCCGCGAACACAACCUCUUACUUUCUCGAAAACUUCGCCAAUGUCCGCAAAACGGAAGAGCAGAGGGUUCAGCAUAGGGACGAUCUAAUGAAUUGUCGCGUGCACACGUUUAAGGGUCUGAAAGACUCCAAACCGCGUGAGCCGCUUUUGGUGGACGAAAAAGAACAAUAUACCGGUUGUUGGAUAACGCGUCGGUAUGUUGCGACCGCCGAGCUGGACGAGCUUUUCAAAGACAUCAAAAUUCUCAGGCUGCCGAAGCUAUUCGGCAAGGUGCGGCCUCCUAAAUUUAGUGAGCCAGACUAUGCCAAUUGGGUUGCAACAGGGAUCAUCAGUUUCAAAUCAGCGGUGAAAUUGACGUCAGCAUCGAAGCCUGCAAAAUACUUCAAAUUCACUAUGACAGAUUUCCAACACAACUUGGACGUUUACGUCUUUGGAAAUAAAAACGUCGAGAAAUACUAUAAUCUCAGAAGUGGGGAUGUCAUUGCUAUAUUGAAUCCUGACAUUUUACCUUGGAGACCUUCAACGGUUUCGAACGACGAAUUCUCAGGACAAGUGGUCAAAUCUUUCAAUCUAUCCAUAAGGCACAACUACGACUGUAUACUAGAGAUUGGGACCAGCAAGCAUCUCGCCUUUUGUCAAAUCUACAACAAAAGUACGGGCAAAGUGUGCGGAAGUCCAAUUAAUAAAUCUUCUACGGACAGAUGUGAAUAUCAUCAAGAGGUCAGGUUUCGACAGAUUAACGCACAGAGAAUUGAAUUGAACGGUAGUACUCCUUUAAGAUCACCGACAAAGAACGGAAAAAAGCAAGCCCUCUACGGGAAUUCGACAUCGAAGAAAAAGUAUGCGCUUCUGCCUGAUAAGUAUGCUGCACAGCCACAAGAUCGAGAGAGUCAAAACACUCUUUACUUCAGCAAUCCCAACUAUGCACGCGCAUUUUUUGACGAUUCGUAUCAAAAUCCUGACCUAUUGAACAACCUGGAAAACAAGCGCCGCAAGUUGCGCGAUACCGCUAAGGACAAGCUUCUUCAAACUCAAAUUGACAAAGCGGUAGGCCAAAAAAAUGCUGAAGCUUUCAAAAACAAAACGCAUCAUGAACAAAGGAGCAUGCAGCAAGCCACUGAACAGGCACUGGCGAGUGGAUUGGUGAAGGGUAUUGGCUUUGAUCCUACUAAGGGACGAAUGAAAGAUGUUUUAGUCCACCACCGCGGUGGUAGGGCUAGUACGGACCCCAAGUCUUCGCAAGUCAAAGAAAUUAUGGGAUUUAAAAAGUCGAACGUCGAUCUGGCUCCAUCACGACAAGAGCAAAAGAAAAGAAUGCUUAGAAGAGAACAGGUAUGGAGGGAGCACUUCCAACAGCCAAAGGAGGGACGAAGUACAGCUCUGCCGUAUCAAGACGUCAGUGACAGUGACAGCGAAAUAGAAAUUAUCUGA
Molecule: messenger RNA, 1764 nt
Organism: Lachancea meyersii CBS 8951
Lineage: Eukaryota; Fungi; Ascomycota; Saccharomycetes; Saccharomycetales; Saccharomycetaceae
Source: the annotation of a GenBank genome assembly